Messenger RNA from Vespula vulgaris, 1807 nucleotides. RefSeq names its product probable methyltransferase-like protein 15 homolog. Lineage: Eukaryota; Metazoa; Arthropoda; Insecta; Hymenoptera; Vespidae. Bases 9 to 1181 code for a protein of 390 amino acids. The transcript has a single exon. Gene Ontology annotation, biological process: rRNA base methylation. Gene Ontology annotation, molecular function: rRNA (cytosine-N4-)-methyltransferase activity. The record is from RefSeq and is a predicted model, not a curated record.
CCGUAAGGAUGCUUAAAUUUAAAGUUAAUUUAUUAUAUUUACGAGCUUUUCGUAGCAACAAACUAUAUCAUGAAACAAAAAUACAGUUAUAUCGUGUAGCAAAAAUUAAUACACAAUAUGUAACGAACAAAAGAUAUUUCAGUCAACAACAGGAUAUAGAAGAACAAGAUGUAAUUAAAAAGAGUAAUGGACACAUACCUGCAAUGACAAAAGAAGUUUUACAAUAUUUACAACCAUCUCCAGGUAAAAUAUAUGUAGAUAUGACUUUUGGUGCUGGAGGACAUACUACUGAAAUUUUAAAAUCAGCACCCAAUGUAACAAUUUUUACAUUAGAUAGAGACCCAGUAGCAUAUAAUAUUGCACAAGAUUUAUCAAAGAACUAUCCUGGACAAGUGAUUCCUUUGUUAGGAAGAUUUUCAGAUUUAUCAUCAUUACUUAGCGAACAUAAAGUUGAAAAGAAUAGUAUUGAUGGCUUCUUGUUUGAUUUUGGAUGUUCAUCAAUGCAAUUUGACAAUGCAGAAAGAGGUUUUUCUUUGUCAAAAAACGGACCAUUAGAUAUGAGAAUGGAUGGUUGUAGAUGUCCUGAAAAUCCAACUGCUGCUGAUGUAAUAGAAAGAGCAGAUGAGAUAGAUUUGUAUCAUAUACUGAAAAUUUAUGGACAAGAAAAGAAGGCUAGAAAGAUAGCACAUGCGCUUAUUGAAGCAAGAUACAUGUAUAAAAAAUUGGAAACAACAAAAGAAUUGGCACAGCUUGUUGAAUCUGUAUUUGAUAAUGAAAUUAGAAAAGAUCGAUUAGGUAGAUUUUCACAUUGUGCAACAAAAACGUUUCAAGCUCUUAGAAUUUUUGUAAAUAAUGAAUUGAAUGAAAUCAAUUAUGGCAUGGUGCUUGCACAAAAUUACUUAAAAAUUGGUGGUUGUUUGAUAACAAUAUCCUUCCAUUCAUUGGAAGAUACUGUUGUUAAAAGACACAUGACAGGAAAUAUAACAGAUAGUAUGGCAAAUGCUAUGCCAUUAAAAUAUUUAAAUUAUGAUAAAAGUUUUUGUAUUGACGAAUUAAAUGAUAUAGUCAGAUCACCAUGGAUAAUGAUGCAUAAGCAUGUAUUAACACCAUCAUCCGAAGAAAUUAAUAAAAAUCCUAGAGUCAGAUCAGCAAAAUUUAGAGCUAUUACUAAAGUUAAAUAAAUUACUCACAAAAUUACGAAAUAUUGUUUUUCUAUUUAAAUUACUAAUAUGAUCUUAUUAGUUAUUUAUAAGAUAAUAUUUUAUAUAGAAUAUACAGUAUAUAUAUGGAAUAUACAUAUAGUACAUGGAGUACGAAAAAUAUAAAUAGAAAAAGUUAUUGCUAUAUGACUAUAAUAUGAAAAAUGAAUUUAUAUUUAAAAUAAUCCUUCUAUCUCAUUCGUUUCACUAUUCCAAUCCAUAUCAUAAAUACUUGGCCUAGUAGAAAGACCUGGCAUCAUCAUGAUCUGCAAUUUUUAAAAAUGUUCGCGAAAUAAAUUUUUAAGUUUAAUUAAAAUUUUUCAAUUUAUAGUUGAAAGUCUUACCUCUCCAACAGAUGCUACGACAAAUUUAGCACCAACGGCUACAAAUAUGUCAUUGAUAUCAAGUUUGAAACCUGUUGGGGCACCUUUGAUAGAUGGAUCUCCUGUUAGGGAGUUAGAUGUUUUUGCCAUACAUAUAGGAUACUUAUCGUAACCUAAUGUGUUAUAUACUUUAAUUUUUUCUUUUACCUAAGAUUCGAAAAAUAAGUAAAAAUGUAUUAUUGCUGUGUAUGUGUUAGUACUUCAAAUAUAUAAUUCUGUAGAAUA